AUGCCGUGGACAUAUCUUCUUUUACAUUUUUUGGCAUCUUUCACCCCCUUUGUGACGGCUGGUGCGCAAUGCAAGACAGAAUUCAGUAUUCCUGGUAUGGCUCUCGAUGGUUUCGUCUUCAAAAUUAUAUCCGUAACAGCCCCACACCAGUGUGAUGUCCGUUGUGAAAGAGAAAUCAGAUGUCAAAGUUUUAACUACGUCAUAGGGGAGAAAAUCUGCGAAUUGAAUAACCGCACCAAGGAGGCGAGGCCCUUAAAUUUCCGCGCUGACCCUGCACGGUUUUAUAUGCGACGUUUUGUCGGCAGAGGUAUGUGAUCAGCUUAAUUAAACUGCUCGUAACAGUUGAAAAUCACUGGGUGCUUUGAUCUUUCCCCGAUCACCGCACCGCAGUAUCGUAGAUCGGUAAAAAAGACGCAAAAAAAGAGAUCGGACUUUUCUAAGCCGAAGACUUAUCGCUGAGCAAACCAAAGCAACGAAAUUUCUUCUCAAAGAUACCCUUUAAUUUUUCAGUUCCCUUGGGUUCCAUUCCUGAGUUACCAGCGAUAUCUUGCCGGGAAAUAGAGGCAAGUGAAGGCAAAUACAACAUCAGCAACAAGCACUGGCUGGAUAGCAGUUACACGGGACAGGCAGAGUUGGUUGAUUGUAGUGACACAGUGAAAGGUGAGUGUUAG
This is a messenger RNA of Pocillopora meandrina, 671 nucleotides long. NCBI's taxonomy places the organism in Eukaryota, Metazoa, Cnidaria, Anthozoa, Scleractinia, Pocilloporidae. The record is from the annotation of a GenBank genome assembly.